GUGAUCGUGCGAUCGUGAAUACGGCGAUAGUUGAAGUUUUUAAUAUCUCUAAUUCAUCUGAAGUUAUUGAACUGAAUACAACGCUGUAGUUUCUUCCAAAAUGGGUGACCAUGACGACUUCGAAGACAGCCAGUACCCGGACAACGACGAGUUCGUACCGUAUGUAACGGCCGGCAACCUCGCACAAAGAAAUGGCGCGAAAGUCACGUUAUGGGGCAAAGUCACCAAGGUUUCUGGUAGCGAAGGCUUUUACGUGAAAACUGUGGACGACCAGGAAAUAUUGAUAAGGCUAAAGAGGCCGGUAAAUGACCCACUAAACGGUUGGUAUGAAAUUUAUGGAGUUUCACAAGGAAAAAGUGUACUAUGUGAUGAGUAUGUGCCACUUUCUGAAGAAAUAACAAAGAACAUCGAUAUAGAAGGCCACAAAGGGCUGGCGAGACUAUUGGCUGCUUUAGAUGACCCCUGGAAUCUUGGAGAUGAUGGGUCUGGAAUGGCUGGAGUUGUACCCAUGGAAAAUUAGUAUGUAAAGUUUAUUUAAGGUUAAGUUUAAGAUUACUUUUUAAAUGUAAAAUGCAAAAAAUAUACAGCAUAUUUUUGUAAAA
Pectinophora gossypiella (pink bollworm) is the source of this 602-nucleotide messenger RNA. RefSeq lists its product as uncharacterized. The record is from RefSeq and is a predicted model, not a curated record. The coding region runs from base 101 to 520 and encodes 139 amino acids. The transcript has a single exon. NCBI's taxonomy places the organism in Eukaryota, Metazoa, Arthropoda, Insecta, Lepidoptera, Gelechiidae. Gene Ontology annotation, cellular component: nucleus. Gene Ontology annotation, biological process: DNA repair; DNA replication; DNA recombination. Gene Ontology annotation, molecular function: DNA binding.